UAAGUAGUGCAAACAUUACAAGUUACCGUACGUUGGCCUACGUGGAUCUCGAAAAACUUCACUCUGUUCGUUGUAUGAGGAACCUAGUAUUUAUGCAUCGAAUAAGAUGGUGAGGUUAGGACAUGUUUACUUGUCAGAUUCUUUGAUACAAAGAAUGAAACCCAAAGACAGCUUAAAUAUAACAGGAAUGUGAACGUAAAAAGUGAAUAAUUCUAAGGCGAAAUCAUGUUUUUCCCUAUUGGUUGGCCGCGGGUUUUAAAUACGACAGAACCAGAAAAGAUAACAGCAGUUGUUUGCAAUAGGGAUAAAAUACUUUUUGCAGUGUUAACCGCGGAUGCUCUUACCAUCUGGUAUUGUAAGCCUUGUGUACCCAUUGUAUUUAUCAGACGAACUCCAGAUUCUUUAAGGAAACAUGGUAACAAUAUUCUGGUUCAAUGGAGGCCAGAUUCCAGUAUGGUGGUUAUUGCAACUUCGGACAGUUAUUUAUUAUUUUAUCGUGUGCAAGAUACUAGUCCAGAAGGAAGAGGCCUCUAUGUACAAAGGGAUUCUCCUGUAACCAGCUUAAAAAGAGAUAGUGCUGAACUUUUCAUCAAAGAAGUUAUUCCUUCUUUAGUUCUGACAUUUGAGAAAUCAGCAUGGAUAGAUGGUGGAAUUAGUUCUUUAGUUUGCAUACGUGAUGAGCUUAUGGUUGCUACAAAAACCAGUCAUGUAGUACGUCAUAAAUGGGAUGGUACAGUAAAUCGAGAUUAUUCUCUUGAUUUAAGGAGAAUACCAUUUAGCGUAGAUCAACAAAUAUCUACUGUAGCUGUGCCACUUACUGAGAACAAUGUGUAUGUUACCGAUAUUGAAUAUUCUCCUUUAGUUGGUGGAUUUGCAAUUGUACUCAAUACUGGCAAAGCAGCAUUUCUCACAGCACAGUCAUUAAAAUUUGAUCCUAAUCAAGUACAAGGAAUAUGGGCUAGGGAUGUUGAUGAUGCUACUUGUGCAGCUGUAAAUCAUAAAUAUCGUCUUAUAGCAAUUGGGAGACAAAAUUCUGAAGGUAUAGUGUACUAUGUUGAUGAAACAACAGGAAGUUUAGAAAUGUCACAUACAUUAAAUUUAUCCUCAAAAGAUUAUCCAGGAAGACCAGGUCGUGUUAGAUGUUUAAGAUGGACUCCUGAUAGCUGUGCCAUUGCAUUGGCUUGGGAAGGUGGUGGCCUAGCAAUAUGGAGUACAUUUGGUGCUCUUUUACUUUGUAGUUUAAAGUGGGAUUAUGGUCUAAGAGUAGAUUUGACACAUGAUAAUCCUUUACAUAUUCAUACAAUGGAAUGGUCUGCUGAAGGUUAUCAGCUUUGGAUGCUGAGAGAAUCUCCAAGUCCUUUUUUGACUGAAGAAAAUGGAAAUGAAGAAGAUAAUUUUAAGUGUUCUUUGAUACAAUUAGAUUUUGUAAAAAGUCCUCUUACUAUUAAUCCUUGCAUGGGUCAUCAUGGACAUUUGUAUUUACAAGGUGAAGAUAGAUUAUAUUUAAAUUUGGGUGGUGGAGUUUCUACAAAUACUUCAACUUUUCACAUUGGUAAUGAAAUUCCUAAUGAUUCCGUAACACAGACGCUUGCAGGCUGUAAGCAAUGGCUAGUUGUUCCUAUUCCUACUGCAUACAGUGGUGCCAAUUGGCCAAUAAGGUAUACUGCUAUUGAUAAUGAAGGUAUGAGUAUAGCUGUAGCAGGACGUACAGGAUUAGCUCACUAUUCUCUACCUUCACGUAAAUGGAAACUUUUUGGUAAUGAAACUCAAGAGCGAGAUUUUAUUGUAACUGGAGGAUUAUUAUGGCAUCGUGGUUUUUUAAUAGCUAGUAGUUAUUCAAUAUUAGAUGAUAAAGAUGAAGUUAGAAUAUAUCCACGUGAUACACGUUUGGAUAAUAAUUAUGUUAAAACUGUUAGAAUGCCAUCACAGGUAUUAUUGCUCAAUACAUUAAAAGACAGACUCUUAACAUUUUGUGCUAAUGCACAAAUUAGUAUUUAUGAUAUGGUAAUAGAAAGCAAUAAUGAUGCAGGGAGUAUAGAAUUAACGAGAUUACAAACUGUAGAUAUCAGUGGACUUUGUGUUCAUCCUGCUUGCGUUGUAAGCGCUACUUUAACCACUAUUCGUGCAGAAACAGCUGGGAGUCAUCCACAUCCUGAAAGUCUUUUAUUGAACGUAUCUGGACGUCUCCUUAUGGUUCAACGAGAACAUUGUACUGAUAACUCAGAAGUUCUCUUUACGUGUACUGCUCCAACAGUAUUAGCUUCUUAUGUAGAAAAUGUUUGGGUACCGUGGAGAUCAAGAAGAGAUAAGCCUCAUUUAACAGAAGCUCUAUGGUUAUUUUGCGGUGCUCACGGCAUGCGCGUUUGGCUUCCUUUGUUCCCAAGAAACCAUCAAGAAAAGACACAUACUUUUAUGAGCAAGAGGAUAAUGUUACCUUUUCAUUUACGUAUUUAUCCUUUGGCUAUAUUAUUCGAAGAUGCUAUUUUAUUGGGAGCAGAAAAUGAUACAGUACUUUUUAGUUCAGAUACUAAUUCUCCAUUUUCAUUGCCAUUCAGUUUAUUAGAACUUACAAGUCAAGUUUAUCUUCAUCAAAUAUUACGACAACUUAUUCACCGUAAUUUGGGAUAUCAUGCCUGGGAAAUUGCUCGUUCGUGCUCUGCACUGCCAUAUUUUCCACAUUCGUUAGAACUUUUACUUCAUGAGGUACUAGAAGAAGAAGCAACUAGUAAAGAACCAAUUCCAGAUGCUCAACUACCUUCUGUGGUGGAAUUCAUCCGUGAAUUUCCAGGAGUAUGGGCUAGAGCAGUUGUACAAUGCGCUAGAAAGACUGAAAUAGCACUAUGGCCUUAUCUAUUUUCUGUCGCUGGGCCACCGAAAAAACUGUUACAAGAUUGUUUGCAACGUCAACAACUCGAUACUGCUGCUAGUUAUUUAAUAAUUUUACAAAACCUUGAACCCUCAGCCGUUAGUCGGCAACAUGCUACUUUGUUAUUGGACGCUGCUUUAGAACAAGGAAGAUGGGAACUUUCAAAAGAUCUUGUUCGCUUUCUUAGAGCGAUUGAUCCAAAUGAUGUGGAAUCACCAAGAACAUCUUGGGGUGGGACAUCAAAAUUAGGUGGACCUCCUCAAACUCCACCACUCUCGCCUCAUGAAGAUGACUUAUCUUUAGUAUUAGGAACUAUGCAAGUUUCGAGAAGCCGAAGUUACAGUACUACAGUUACACCUAAAGUACAAUCUGAUUCAGUAGCCAAAGAUAUAGCUCCAUCUUCGAUGUUAGAAAAAACUAGAAACGUAGUUAUGAGACGAAAAAAAUCUGUACCUACAACUACAUCUAAAAUAGAAAAGGCUGACAGCAAGGAAGGUUCGGCCGAGGAAUUUUUCAUUGACGUUAUAUUACAACGUCAUGCUCGUCGACUACUGUCGGCAAAACGGCUCGCGGAUUUAGGCAGAUUUGCUGCUCGACUAGAUUUUCACUUAGUUACAUGGUUUGCCAGAGAACGCGAUAGAGCAGCAAAAAUAGAUGAUUAUGUUACAGCACUAAAAGCAAUACAUGAAGAUUUUUCAUUUGCUUAUCCAAUAUUGUCUCUUCCAACUUUACAAAAGUUUCGAAGAUCUAGCCUUACCUCUUUACGGUCCAUAAGAUCAGUCAAUCUAGAAAGUCUAGAAGAUGAACCAUUAAAUUCUAAUUUCAUUGUUGAUUUACCCGAUAGUGGUUAUACUAGUUUACCAAGCGGAAGACCACCUUAUACCACAUUAGUGUCUCCAGUUGCAAGUUUGGAAACACAAUUUCCUGCUACUGAAACUAAGUUGACUGCAAAUAUGUUACAUGAUGCUAACAGCGUUCUUAGUGAUAGUAGUACUAUUUGGAGAGAUGAUACUGAAUCAAUUGUUGGAACUGGAGUUGGAACAGUGUGUUGGGUUUCAUCAGAUCCGGUGGAACAAACGGAAAUUCAUAACGCUUCGCCUUGUGCACCGAUAAGUCGAGCAGAAGUGCAACUUAGAUAUCUUUUACAAUUAUUUUUGGAAGGUGGUUGUUUAGGUUGGGCAGCAGUAUUGGCAACUGUUUUGCGUGAUACACCUGCUAUGGCUAGAACUAUUCGAGCAGCACAUGCUCCCAUGCAAACCUUCGAUUCUGUAAUUAAUUUAAGAGACGGACUUCUUACAUUAACUAAAUGGUCUCAUUCUGAGUGUUUGGGAUAUAGACCUUUUAUAUCAGGUAUUCAAGGUCAAAUUUCUCUGUUAAACCGAUUAAUUGUAACAAAACAACAACAAGAACAAGAACAGAUACCGGAGAGUCCUUCUCCUAGUCCAGCUCCAUCUGCGAGCAUUCAACGAGGAACUUUAUCUCGGUCUCGGCCUUCNUCUAUUAGCCAUACUUCAGCAACUUCUCCUCUAGAUGAAGAACGAUCACAUGAAUUAUCUUUAAACAUUGAAGAUGUAACUUUCCGAGGUAAUUAUGGUAAUCUUAAUAAUAUGGAAAAUACUACUUCGCAAUCUACAUGUGUAAUUUCCUAA
Eufriesea mexicana is the source of this 4515-nucleotide messenger RNA. RefSeq names its product guanine nucleotide exchange factor subunit Rich (gene Rich). Lineage: Eukaryota; Metazoa; Arthropoda; Insecta; Hymenoptera; Apidae. Bases 226 to 4515 code for a protein of 1429 amino acids. Gene Ontology annotation, biological process: intracellular protein transport; retrograde transport, endosome to Golgi. The transcript is spliced from 17 exons. Gene Ontology annotation, molecular function: protein binding. The record is from RefSeq and is a predicted model, not a curated record. Gene Ontology annotation, cellular component: Ric1-Rgp1 guanyl-nucleotide exchange factor complex; Golgi membrane; cytosol.